AUGACGGGCUCACCGCACGUCGGGCAGUCCUACCCGCGGGAUCGGUCUUCUCGUCACUCGCUCCCAUCGGGCUCCUCAAAUCCUCCCGCCGCCCAGCUACACCAUGCUUCUUCCCGAUCGAGCAACAGCACAUCCAACAGUCGUUUCGCAUCCCACAGCAACAACAGCUCGUCCAGCAACCUCCAGUCUCCCCACUCUCCCCAAAAGACGCAAAACUAUCCCAGGUUAAAACAUUCGAGCCGUGCCUCGCUGGGCAGCGACCGACCUGCAUCUUCUCGUAUGUCGAGAACCCCGAACCCCGACGACCCUAGACAAAACACGCCCGCCAUAUCCAGCUACUUGCAGGAGAGAUUGCGACAAGAAAGGAGGUCAGAAACCCUGCGGUCGGGUUCCAGCCGCGCCGGUAGCAAUGACACGAUGAGCACUUCCGACAGGCACAUGCAAGCCCUUCAGAGCUCUCCCGUUCGUGCUUCCACUUCCGAUGGACCCCGACCGCGCUCAAGCAGCGGCCAUGAUGCGGCGAGAAGGAAGGCCGUGGGUCUGCGAGCCUCGGAGCUGAAGCUCGAGAGUGUACUAAACGAAAACUUUGACCUGAAAUUCGAACUGUCUAAACGUCGUGAAUUGAUGCCGAAACUCGAGGCUGAAGUGGCCGGUCUAAAAUCCACAGUUGACAAGCUGCAGUCCACCGUUGGCGAACUAAAGUCUCAGAAGAAAGAGGUGGAGGAGGUGAACGACAGGCUCGUUCAAGAGUUGGAGAAGCGAGACGAUGCCAUCCGCGAUGCCGUGGCUAUGAUUGUCAGCCUGGAGGCGACGGUCGAAAAGCUUCAGAAGGAACGCGAUAUCAUCAGAUCCCUGAGUGCCGAAACCUACGACCAACUGCCCGAGCCCGAAGACUCUGACGAGGGCGCACUCACCAGGAUGCCGAGCUUCUUGAACGAUCCGAGCGAGAAGACAGAAAACCUGCGGAAUGCUUAUCUUGCACCACGUGCCAGCACCCUGAGCUUUAAGCGCGCUUCGGAUUCUGCCAUGAACGACGAUGAUGCGCCGGAUCAUAAGUUGAUGUCCACGCCCAGUCUGAGUGUUCUUAGCGAAAGCUCCUUUGUCAGCGUCUACGGACAAAAGCCGUUCCUGAACAGCUCGUCCUCGCCCCCGGAAAGGUCCACGGAAUAUGAGACAACAAGGAACCCUCCCGCCGCGAUUCCACGGGCCAUUACGCCCACCAGAAAUCGUCGAUACAGCUCUGGCUCUGCUUCGCGGGGUCCAUCCGGAUCAUUUUCGAUUGGCGAAGUUUCUGAUCGCUCCCCGCUGUCAAACCUCCAGCGGAGAUUACAAUAUCAUGACUCGUCCAUGUUGAGCGAUCUGUCGGCCGCUAACGGCGGUACCCCGGCGAAUCAAAGGAACGAGUACAGCAGCCCGCAACUACCAGCGAUGACCUUGGAACAACAGCAGCAGGCUCGUCAGCGUAUGAAACAGGAGAAAAGAGAGGCAUUGCGAAGGGUCAUGACAGACGGUCCCAGGGAUUUGGGUGCUGCAUUGCCACCCACGCCAGAUACCAUCUCGACUUCGACUUUGCGGCGGUUCAAGAACUCUAAUGACACGCUCUCGCAGCCCGCUGCGUCGAUUCAACAACAUGAUAUUGGCCCCAGUGAUCGUAACCAGCCGGCCACGGCGGAGAGCACAAACUCUAGGUCGAGCAGCCAAACUACAAUGGGAGAAGCGGCGAGCCAGGCUGCUUCAGUGUCUGCCUUCAACGGGAGGAAGGGUUUGGAGAAUUCGCAAAAGAGCCUGUAUACAGGCUCCCAGACGACUAUUCCGAUGCGUCCUCGCUCCGCAAGUGACACAACCACAUCCAAGGACAUCAGGGACGAGAACGGAUGGGGCUCAGACAGCUCCGACGACGACAAUGUCAACGACGGCGCGACAGUCUCGACGUAUGACUACUGGAUGCGCGAAGGUCUGAAGCCGAACCGCGCUUUCCCGCAUAAUGCUGCUGCUGUUAACAUGGACAACGGCGAUGAUCUGGGUGGCCGCGUGUCUCCGGACCUUUUCGCCUUCCCUCGUGCAGCGAACGGUUCUGGUGGGUGGGCUAGCGAAGCCAUGUUUGGAAACCUUGGUGGAGCUGGCUUCCUCGGCGCGGGCACGACCUCUCCUCCGACAUCACAUGCGCUCGAUGCCCUAGGCGCAUCGCUGCCCACCCCUCAGGCGGGCUUUUUCGGUUCUGGUCUCGCAUCUCCUGGGCCCUCGGCCUCCACAACGGUACCGCCGCCACCUCGGCGGUCAAGCCUUCAUGCCCGAACCGGAUCCAGUCCCAUUGUGACUCGCCCUCCGUCUCGCCAGGCCCCUGCCAACGGGAAGCUUCGCAAGUCGCCGGUGCGCAGCAGCAUGUCACGAAGCAACAGUGUGGAUUAUAGCGUCCAGGCGCCCCCGACUCCGACUCUUGCAUCACCUCCGACCGGCAACACUCCGGAUCCUAGCAAACGUCACUAUCCGCCGAUUUCCGGCUCCCAGCAGCAGCACGCACGACGCCUGAGCGGUUUGAACUUGUUCCGUCGCAGUACUGGGGCCGUCGACAAGGAGAGGGAAACGGGUUCAUCCAGUGCGCCGCCAUCCGAGGUUUCCCUUCGCAACGCUUAUCCCCCGCCAAUGUCGCCCAACUCUGUGGCUGUGGCUGCAAACGAGCACGUGAACAUUGGAAUGCCGUCCUGGGGACGUCGCUCGGACUUGGCGGAUGAGGGUCUUUCGAGCGCAACGCCCCCGCCAAUCAUGCGCAAUCCAAACCAACAUGGCGGUGGCGGCUCCGUAUCGACCAGGAGGGGUUCUCUGACGCCCGGGCUUGAGGAUGUGAUGGACGAGUAUGGCAGCAGCGGUGCGCCAUUGUCGCCGCAGGUGGCCGUCCCCCCUCAGUCGCCGGCGGUCACGUCUCCGCCUACGAACACCGAUUCGCCCGGCAAUGGCGGACGGAAGCGGGGCUGGUUGGGUGGCUUGGGAAGAGUUGGGAGUCUGCGCAACCGCGCUGGCUAG
Messenger RNA from Pyricularia pennisetigena, 3021 nucleotides. RefSeq lists its product as uncharacterized. Lineage: Eukaryota; Fungi; Ascomycota; Sordariomycetes; Magnaporthales; Pyriculariaceae. Bases 1 to 3021 code for a protein of 1006 amino acids. The transcript is spliced from 2 exons. The record is from RefSeq and is a predicted model, not a curated record.